AUGAAAAAUAAGAAAGUCUCUGUCAAUAACCAAUUUCAAUUAGCAAUUAUCGAACCAAGUGCACAUCUUCAUAAUUUAUCUAUAAUACCAGAUUUGUUAAUGAAAAAAAUCUAUAAUGCUGUGAAUCUAGCAACAAGUUCUGAUCCAACAUUAUUAUUACAAGAUUAUUUAACAAUAUCGGACAGCAAAUUUAAAGAAAUGUUAUUAACAUCAACGUCAGAUCGUACUCAUACCGAUACACUUAUAGAAUUAUUGAAUCAGGAAGAAAUAUUCUUAUUUAUUCGUCAACUUACACAACUCGUCAAUAAAUUAAACUAUUCUCAAUUACAACAUGAACAGUGA
Molecule: messenger RNA, 342 nt
Organism: Rotaria sp. Silwood1
Lineage: Eukaryota; Metazoa; Rotifera; Eurotatoria; Philodinida; Philodinidae
Source: the annotation of a GenBank genome assembly